Messenger RNA from Striga hermonthica, 1995 nucleotides. NCBI's taxonomy places the organism in Eukaryota, Viridiplantae, Streptophyta, Magnoliopsida, Lamiales, Orobanchaceae. The record is from the annotation of a GenBank genome assembly.
AUGUCAGGGUUGCUCAAUUCAUCGCUUAACGGGUCAAAUUCAAAUCUUCCGGACAGCUCAGGAAGACCAUUCUCACCAUCAUUUUCUAGCCAGCCUGGUGCUGGUUCUCCUGUUUUUCAUCACACUGGAAAUAUUCAGGCACUGCAUAAUACUCAUGGAAAUUUCAAUGUUCCCAAUAUGCCCGGAGCCCUUGGAUCAAGAAACACCACCAUGAAUAGCGUUCCCUCUGGUGGCUUGCAACAAGCUGGCGGAAAUAUUUCUAGUGGACGCUUUGCAUCAAAUAACCUUCCAGUUGCUCUUUCUCAGAUAUCUCACACUGGUGCACAUGUUCAUUCAGGGAUAACGAAUAGAGGUGCUAUGAAUAUUGUGGGAAACCAAGGGUAUAACAAUAGCACUAAUGGCGUUGGUGGUUCAAUCCCUGGUAUUUUUCCGUCCUCUGCGGCAAUCGGUAACCGAACCACUAUGCCUGGUGUUGGUGUGAAUCCAGUUCUUGGAAACUCAGGUCCACGGAUUACAAGUUCAAUGGGGAAUAUAGUUGGUGGGGCAAACAUGAGCAGAAAUAUUAGCUCAGGUGGCGGAUUAUCUGUACCUGGUCUUGCUUCUCGCCUAAAUUUAGCUACCAAUGGUGCCUCUGGAAAUUUAAAUGUGCAGGGACAAAAUAGGCUGAUGGGUGGUGUACUCCAACAAGCUUCUCCACAGGUAUUAUCCAUGUUAGGCAAUUCCUAUCCUACUGCUGGCAGUCAUUUAUCUCAAAGCCAUGUUCAACCUGUAAAUAACCUUACUAGUAUGGGCAUAAUGAAUGAUCUGAAUUCAAAUGAUGGUGCCUCUUUCGAUAUCAAUGAUUUCCCUCAGUUGACUAGUCGUCCCAGUUCUUCUGGAGGCCCACAAGGACAAUAUGGUUCAUUGCGGAAACAGGGUCUUCCUCCUAUUGUUCAACAAAAUCAAGAGUUCAGCAUUCAAAAUGAAGAUUUUCCAGCCUUACCUGGAUUUAAAGGUGGUAAUGUUGAUUUUUCUAUGGACUUACACCAGAAAGAACAACCUCAUGAUAGCUCUGUUUCUAUGAUGCGGCCUCAAAAUUUUUCUAUGGGGAGAUCUGCUGGUUUUAAUAUGGGUGCAACAUACUCAUCACAUCGACUACAGCAGCAGCAACCACACACUCCAUCAGGAAGCGGUGGUGGUGGGCCCUUUUCGAAUGUGAAUAACCAAGAUCUGUUCCAUUUACAUGGCUCUGAAAUGUUUCCAUCAUCACAUUCCAACUUUCACUCACAGAGCAGUGGACCUCCUGGGUUAGGACUGCGACCUCUGAAUACGUCGACUUUACUAUCUGAUAUAGGGCCGUAUGACCAGGUUUUACAGCCAUAUCAGCAGCAUCAAAAUCGAUCACCAUUUCGUCUCCAACAAAUGUCUGCUGUUGGUCAGCCUUUUCGGGAUCAAGGGGUGAAGCCUAUACAGGCUGUCCAGGUCGCAUCGGAUCCAUUUGGUUUGCGUGGUUUGUUAAGUGUGAUAAGAAUGAGUAAUCCAGAUUUGACAUCUCUUGCACUUGGCAUUGACCUAACGACACUUGGAUUGAACUUGAAUUCUACUGAAAAUCUCCACAAGACAUUUGGUUCCCCAUGGUCAGAUGAGCCUGCCAAGGGAGAUCCUGAGUACACUGUGCCUCAAUGUUAUUAUAACAAACAACCACCUCCUCUAAGUCAAGCAUACUUCUCAAAGUUCCAACUGAACACACUAUUCUAUAUUUUUUAUAGUAUGCCAAGAGAUGAAGCCCAAUUAUACGCGGCAAAUGAGAUGUAUAAUAGAGGCUGGUUUUAUCAUAGGGAGCAUCGAUUGUGGUUCACAAGAGUUGCUAACAUGGAGCCUCUUGUAAAGACAAAUGCAUACGAGAGAGGUUCUUAUAUCUGCUUUGAUCCUAACACGUGGGAGACAGUUCACAAGGAUAAUUUUGUUCUCCACUAUGACAUGUUGGAAAAGAGACCAGGUCUACCUCAACAUUGA